Molecule: messenger RNA, 2877 nt
Organism: Aplysia californica (California sea hare)
Lineage: Eukaryota; Metazoa; Mollusca; Gastropoda; Aplysiida; Aplysiidae
Product: sorting nexin-16
Exons: 8
Coding region: 88-1548 (486 amino acids)
Biological process (GO): protein targeting to lysosome; endosome to lysosome transport; early endosome to late endosome transport
Cellular component (GO): late endosome; extrinsic component of endosome membrane; early endosome
Molecular function (GO): phosphatidylinositol binding
Source: RefSeq, a predicted model, not a curated record
UUUUGCAACAGCUGGACCGGACGAGCACACUCAGUUGUCAAUAAACAACAUUAGUAGACGUUGACUCCAUGGAAAAAGAGAAAAGAAAUGGAUCCAGGAGAGGAAGGAUUUCGUAUGCAAAAGUCAGAGAGUGGUGAGUUUUCCGGAUCAUUCAUCCCUGUGGCUGAGACUGCCCCUACUGAUGGACUUCCAUUGAAAUGUGAAGAGGAUAUUGCACCACAGCCUGGUGAUAGUAAAAAUAAUGAUAUGGGAGAAUUUAAUGACAAUGAACUGAAGGAUGGAGAAAUAAUGGCUGGUACUGGUGGUGUAGUUUCAGUUCCUGAUUCAGAAAGCGAUGGAGAGGCUUUGAAGAUAAAGGUGGAUGCAAAGGAGAGAAGUGAUAAAACAGUUGUGGAAAAUGAUGACAAAGAAACACUGAUUAAUAAUGAAGAGGAAGGUCUUACCAGAGAAAAGGAAGAAAACAAAAGUGAUGAUUGUGUUGAUUCAUCCCCGGCCGAUAGUGGAAAUGACACCAUCCUCAGUUCACCUGUGCCUGUAUCAUUGGCUCCUCAGGUGGUUGUGAGCCUGGAAAAUAGUGUAACAAAAUCCUUGUCUGAACCUAUGCUGGCUGUCGAUGAGGAAGCAACAUCUGCUCCAUCAUCUUUUUUACCUUUGUCAAGUGGAGACCUGGGUACUCCCAUUUCCACAUCGACCCCUGUCAUUUCACGGAACACUGCUACUUCGUUAACUGUAGAAUCUGACAGUAGACCUCUUUCGAAGGAGGGGUCUGAAUCCUACAGCUCCAAUCCAGAUAUGGAUCCAAGUCCUGGAGAGGAUCAGGAUUCUGGGACUGAUCAUUCCUGUGGAUGCAGCUACCAGCAUGACCAGGGCAGUCACAUCGAUCUUGUUUCAGAUGAUGCUGUCCUGAGGUCACAAGCCAUUCCAUCUUUAAUGGUUCCUGGAUCGGUUCGCGUGCCCAUCAUUGGUCAUGAGACUAUGGAAGCUCGCUCCAAAUUUACAGUGUACAAGAUUCAUGUAAUGGUGGAAGAAGAUGAUGUUGGUUGGUUCAUAUUUCGUCGAUACUCGGAUUUUGUGCAUUUAAAUGAUCAGCUGAAGCCUCUGUUCCCCAAUGUGAGGCUUACCCUGCCUCCCAAGCGUUGGUUUCGCAGCAACUUUGAUGUAGAUUUCCUGGAGGAGAGGCGAGAAGGGCUUCAGGGAUUCCUGGAUAAUGUGACAGGACACAGAGACUUGUGCAACAGCUCACCUGUGCGGGAUUUUUUCUGCUUUGAUGACCCCCCGGGUCCACAUGACAGUCUGGAAGAGAGCCGAGCCCAAUGUGAGUGUAUGGAGGAGAUGGUUUACCUUUUGCGCAGAGAGCUGGCAGAUAAGGACACAGAGCUGGAUCUUGCUCGAGAGGAACUUGAGCUCUAUAAGUCUCAGGUGCAGCUUUUGACCAGUCGUCUUAGUGAGCUGAAUCAGUACCUGAGCCAUGACAAGAUAAGUGGUGGCAAGUGCGACAUUGACUCACUAUUUGGGGCAGGAGGUGUCUUGCUUAAAGAGAACAAAUGAGGUGUCUUUCCUGUGUGAAAAAAACGAGCAAGGAAAACAGAGAUUUCAAGAUUUAGUGGUGUGGCUAUUGAUUUUCAUCAGAUAGAAGUGUUGCUUUUUUGUUCUCAGUUUAAUCUCGGCAUUCAUUCGUUUAAGCUGGAAAGGAGGGAUUUUUUUCCCACUACAGUUUUUCUAUUGCAUUUCUAUUUUGUAACUUUAUUUUUUUUCCUUUUUGUUGGAAUAUUAAUUCUAGUAAUUUAAUCAUUUGGAUAUUGCAUUUUGCGGCACAGUCUUUCAACGCAUUUCAGAAGUGUUGUUUUCACAUGCAUUUAUAAGUUUAAAUAAUUGUGUUGUUAUCUCUAUUUCUUUAUCCCCUCCCACCCCACUAGGAAUCUUCAAUGUUCGUUUCUGUCUUUUUUUUGCAAUAGCCAAGAAAAAAAUAGUGAAAUCAUUGUUAUUGUUGAUGCUUUCCUGAAUAUUUGUGCCUUUGAUAUAGUGCAGCGGGCUAUCAGAUCCCCUAUUUCCCACCAUUUAUGUGUUUUGGGUAUUUUUACAAUUUGGACAAUUGAUAGAAAUAAAAGUUAAUGUAGCUUUUAAUUCCGGCUGUAUUACCAGCAAGUAUUCAUUCACAAACUUUUUAGUUGUCAAGCAAAUCACUUGAGAUAAUAAAAGCAAUAAUUGGGUCAGAUCUUGUCAACAUCUGGUAUUUGAGGACAUUCUUUCAAUUUUGUGAUAACCUUUUUCUUAUGCCCUGUUGUGACAUUACCUUUCUUUUAGCAAAAUUUAUGUUUUGUGGAUCUCAACUACUGGGUUAUGUCAGAGUAAUAAUAUUGCAUUUACUUUUCUUUUCAAAUUAGAUUUGCAAGAAAAUUAUUUAUUUUGAAAGGUACACUGCCAAUACCUGGACUGUUUAUUUGCAGCAUAAGCGAACAAAGGGUGUCUGCUGGUUUUCCCACCACUUUGUUGCUGUUAUUUUCCUGUUAUUCUUUUUCUCAGACUAGUUAUUUUUAUAUGUUUGGCCUUGUUGGUAGGAAGACAAAGCUUAUAUUUUAUAAACUUAUAUCAGCCAUCUUCACUUUUUUCUAAAUUCUGAAUUAUCUGGUUUAUUCCUAUAAUGCAAUUGUCGUAGCUAAAGUAAAGAAAAUCUUGUGAAAAAUAAAUGAGGGGGGAUGGGGGGGGGUUCUCGAAUCCCAUCCUGCCAAAAUGUUUGUGUUUUCAUUGCCUUGUACCUGUCUUUUCAGUUCAAUUGAUAUGUUAUUGUUAGCCAGAAAGGGUUUUCACACAUGUACUACGGACACAGCAGAAUCUAUAGAAAGAAUAAACUGGCACUUUUACAUGGGUAUAGAGUAA